Messenger RNA from Leucoraja erinaceus (little skate), 344 nucleotides. RefSeq names its product quinone oxidoreductase-like. NCBI's taxonomy places the organism in Eukaryota, Metazoa, Chordata, Chondrichthyes, Rajiformes, Rajidae. Gene Ontology annotation, molecular function: quinone reductase (NADPH) activity; mRNA 3'-UTR binding; NADPH binding. The record is from RefSeq and is a predicted model, not a curated record. The annotation marks the transcript as partial. Gene Ontology annotation, cellular component: cytosol. The transcript is spliced from 2 exons.
AAUGUGGUGGACUGGUUGCUGUGUCAGGUGCUGAUCCGUGUACACGCGUGUGGCGUGAAUCCCGUGGAGACCUACAUGCGAUCUGGAACGUACGCCCGGAAGCCCAACCUGCCCUGGACACCAGGGAACGAUGUAGCCGGUGUCAUCGAGCAAGUGGGGCAGCACGUCACCACCUUCAAGAAAGGAGACCGCGUGUUCACGUGCGGGACCGUGAGCGGUGGAUACGCCGAGUACACCAUCGCUGCUGGGGACACCGUUUACCCGUUACCGAACAGUCUGAGCUACAAGCAAGGGUCGGCGAUCGGCACACCGUACUUCACCGCCUACCGAGCCCUCAUGCAAAA